GGGGCGGGGCCGGAGGAUGUGACGUCACGCGCCGGGAGACUCGUCCAUAUCCCGUAAGUGCUGCUCGUUAACGCUGAUGUUUAACGAGGAUUAUCACAGGGCGGCGGGGAUGGACAGCGUGUGAGCCAGGACACAGUGAAGACGAGCGGAGCCCCGGACACCAGCCAUGGAGCUCACCUUCAUUCUCUCCGCUGCCAUCUUCACGCUGCUCGCCAUCGUGGUCGCCACAUCGCUCCUGAACGGGUCCACGUCCUCGGCGGACUUCAGCAGCGCGCGGCGGUACUUCGGUUCCGGAUCGGAGCAGCCGAAGCAGAACGGCCAUGUACCCGACACCAGCAAGAAGACGAAGACGAAGCAGAAGGUGCAGGACGACUGGUGCGACCUCAGCGGCAGCUCACACGACCACUGGGAUGUGGUGAAAUCUGUGCAGUCAGAGGAGGCGCAGCCCCACGAUCACUCCGAAGAGCAGGAGACACCAGGGGAGCACUCCUCCUCCACCUCCAUGAGCUUAGACGUAGACUCGUCGUCCGAUGCCUCCUCGGUGCGGAGCCGUCGGUCUUUCAUCGGGCUCUCUGAUAAGGAACUCCUAAAGUGUGCUUUCUCUCACCCCCAGACUGAAGGAGCCACAGAGAGCCCAGACAUCAACGACAAACUGGAGCCAGAUAACGACUGCUUGAAGUACAUCCCUGGAAAGGCGCGAUCCCACCACUUGGAGAUGAUGAUGUCCACAGAGGAGCUGGAGGAGGAGCAGAGGGUGCAACGCGAGCAGCUGGCCGCCAUCUUCCAGCUGCUGAAAGAAAACAAGGAGACGUUCGGGGACCUGUCGGAGGGAGACAUGGAGGAGCAGCUCCGGCUCUACUCCAUCUGAGUCUCCUCUCUGACUCGCCGCAUUGCCAUCCAGCCUCCGAUCGCACUCUUUACCCCGAGCGCUACUGAAAGACUUUAAUAAACUCGUUCACAGUGUUCCACACGGCUCUACAGUCCACUCAACAAGCAUCCUUUUUAAUAUGACUUCCUUCGUUUGUUGUUUUGUGUUGUUUUGUUGCCGUCCCGUCUACAUGAAGACCAAAGAAGCUGGACUUUUCCCAGCACAGAGCAGGAUUAUUCUAGCUGCAGAAAAAGGACUAAGAGGGAUUACAUUAGUUUUAUAUUAUAAUAAAAGAAGAAAAUGUUAAUUUAUUAUGUAACUUUUAUAAAAAAUUCAACAUUGUUAUCAUUGAAUCUGUAACAGGGACAAAAUCCUGUAAAGCUUCAUCUGCAAAACGUCUCCAGGGUUGUGUAAUAAACCACUAAUGCACCAUUGUAAAA
Molecule: messenger RNA, 1308 nt
Organism: Acanthopagrus latus (yellowfin seabream)
Lineage: Eukaryota; Metazoa; Chordata; Actinopteri; Spariformes; Sparidae
Exons: 4
Coding region: 167-868 (233 amino acids)
Source: RefSeq, a predicted model, not a curated record